AUGGAAGAAGUUGGUGAGGAUUAUUUCCUUUCUCUUGUUUCAAGAUCAUUAUUCCAACAAACAGGUGGUGAUAAUUCACGUUUUGUAAUGCAUGAUCUUGUCAAUGAUUUGGCAAAAUUUGUAUCAGGGCAGUUUAGCUUCAGGCUAGAGGUUGACCAUUCUCACGAAAGUGUCAACAAAACUCGUCAUUUGUCGUAUUUCCGAACAGAAUUUGAAACCAUCAAGAUGUUUGAGGCUCUAUCUGAGGUUAAGAAGUUGCGUACUUUCCUGCCAUUAGAACUGUUAUUGGGGCACCAGUACUUAACCAAAAAAGUACCACAUGAUUUAUUGGCAAUGUACAGAUGUUUACGGGUGCUCUCUUUAUCUCACUAUGACAAUGUUACUGAGUUGCCUGAAUCAAUUGGAGAAAUUAAACCUCUACGAUAUUUAGACAUUUCUUUUACAGCAGUUAAAAGAUUGCCUGAUUCCAUAUGUAUGUUAUGCAAUUUGCAAACACUGAAACUAUUAGGUUGUAAAGAUCUUGUUGUAUUGCCAAGAGAUAUGAACAAACUCAUAAACUUGCGACAUCUUGAUAUUGCUGGAACUGGCAUAAAGGAGAUGCCUAUGCAACUUGGUAGACUAAUUUUUUUGCAGGCGUUGAAUAAAUUUGUCAUCAGCAAAGAGAAUCCAUCUUGCAUCGGGGAAUUGGGAAAACUCAAAAAUCUUCGAGGAAAGCUUUCUAUUUUGGAGCUCCAAAAUAUUGUACUUCCUAAGGAUGCUUUGGAUGCAGGCUUGAAUAAAAAGUACAUUGAGGAGUUGGAGUUAGAAUGGAAUGCUUUAGAUGCUAAUAUUUCAGAAAAUCAAGAAACCAUACUUGACAGUCUUCAGCCCCAUACAAACUUGAAAAGUCUCACCAUUAACUGCUACAAUGGUAAAAGUUUUCCAAACUGGGUAGGGCAUCCCUCGUUCUCUAAAAUAGCAUCUCUUCAUCUAAAAAAUUGUAGACAUUGCUGCAGUAUGCCACCGCUUGGGCAACUUCCCUCUCUGCAAGAUCUCUCUGUUGUUGGGUUCGAUGGAGUUGUUACAGUGGGUGCUGAGAUUUAUGGCAAUGGUUCUUCUUCAAUGAAACCAUUUAAAGCCUUGAAAGUUCUGAGGUUCGAGCACAUGUUGAACUGGGAGGAAUGGGUUUCUUAUGUUUCUGAAAAUGAAGGUGGAGCUUUUCCUCAUCUUCAAGAACUUUAUAUUAAAAAUUGCCCCAAGUUAACAGGAGGGUUGCCCAUCAAUCUUCCUUCUUUGGCCAAACUUGUGAUCUAUAGAUGUCCUCAGCUGGUAGCUUCACUCCCAAGUACUCCUGCUAUAUGUGAAAUGAAGCUGACACAUUGUAAUGAGGCCCUGUUAAAGGAAUUGCCAACUGGAAUGGAGAAGCUCAAACUUGCAGAAUUCGAUGCACUAGAGUCCCUACCCUCUACAUUAAAAAGGCUUGCCAUUAAAAACUGUAGGGAACUCCCAAUACACCUGGGGGACAUUUCAUCCCUUGAAAUGUUGUGGUUGGAAAAUUGUGGUGGUUCUCUCAAGUCCUUUCCAUUAGACUUAUUCCAAAACCUUUAUGAGAUCAGAAUAGUCGGGUGUAGCAAUCUAGAAUCUCUUACAACAGAACAACCUCAACAUCAUUUAGUGGCCUUGAAGAUAAUUAUCCAAAAUUGCUCAAAGUUCGAAUCUUUUCCAGAAGAGGGACUGCAUGCCCCCAACCUUACAUCGUUUUCAGUCCUAAACUGUGGGAAACUAUAUUCACUGCCUAAGAAAAGGAGCCAACUUUCAUCUCUUAAGACUUUGAAUAUAGAAAAUUGUCCAGAAAUUGAGUCGUUUCACCAAGGGGGCUUGCCUUCCAAUCUCAAUGAAAUUUGCAUCGAAGGUUGUGACAAACUCAUUGCCAGUCGGAUGGAAUGGGAUUUGCAAAACCUCUCCUAUCUUGAUUAUUUGUUUGUCGGUAGCAAAUCUGAAGAUGUAGAGUCCUUUCCAGAAGAAGGGUUGCUGCCCAACAGUUUGGCCCGUCUUUGCAUCUCUGAUUUUCCAAAGUUGGAAUCUUUGGGCAAGGGGCUUCAACACCUCACUUCUCUUGAAAAACUGUGCAUCUACCGCUGCCUGAAUCUCAAGUACAUGCCAGAAGAGAAGCUGCUUGCCUCCCUUUCACUUCUACAGAUUGAAGGAUGUCCCUUGUUGAAGAAACAAUGGAAAACGAAAAAAGGAAAAGAAUGGUGCAAGAUUGCUCACGUCCCCAGCAAAUGGAUUGAUGAUGAAUUUGAUUUGAAUGAGUAAAAGUCUCAAUUUAUCAGCUUUUACGAUCAGCUAGUCUGAUAUCUCCGAGAUGGUAUAAAGGUUCUGUUGAGACAUCUUUUGGCUUUGGAUGCAAGCUUGUGUAGCUUCACCUUAGGCCUCUGCUGUAGGUGUUCCAGAGCUUUUUGUGCACAACUAACUUCCUGAAGACAGUUUGGUCAGUCAGUCAUCUAAAUAUGAAGCUGCAAUAACAAUAAUAAAAAAGAAAAGAAAAGAGAAAGAAGCAAGGCUAUGGCUUUUGAAAAUUCUCAGACACACGGUGGAGCAGUAUAUGGUGCUGAUCAAUCCAAUUUUGGUUUGGUUGAUGCCUCUCAAUCAUAUUAUCAGAAUAUCAGAGUGCGAUUUUGAAUGUCAUAAAAGGCUUUGACUUCUUUCACUGAACAUCAAUUGGUUUUCAGAUAAGAUGGUCAAAUGCCCGAUCCAACAGAUUCCUACUUAUGUGUUCUUCCAAAUGAUGUUUACUGUUUAGAAACAGCGCCACCACAUUUGCAGCCAACUGUUCCUAGCGCUCUGCCUAGUGAAAGUUAUCAACAUUCUUCUAAUUCUCCUAAUGGAGGCAAAUAUGAUGCUCCAGCACCCAAUAUAUUCCUUCAGUCCCAGACACCUUCCCAGUUUCCCCCAGUUCAUCAAAAACUUGUCAUCAGAGCAUUGACAAGACAAUGAGGCAUCAGAAGCACUUGGUAGUUCACAUAAAAUUUGGCUAAGAAGCAUGAAAUAGAAGACAAUUCUUUGGAAUUAGGUGCCUCGUUUGCGAAACUUAACCUGGGGCCAUAUAAAAAAAUGCCUGCUGAUAAGCUUGUUCAGCUUUACCAACUUUGGACAAUGGCAUUUUCAGUACGUACUGCUCUUUAAAUCCAGUUCAGGUACUACUUAUGACAAGUAAGUGGGAUAAGUACAAGUUCUGGCUAGUUACAGUAAAGCAAAUGAUCAAGAGACAAGACAGAAUGUGAGAUUAAAUUAAAGAACACAGCGAUUUUUUUUACUAUAUGAUUCCCAUAAUGGAAACUACAUGGUGUCAUAUUCUGAGUGAGGAAGUAACACUGAUUUCUAGAACAAAGUCCUCAUGGCGGAGUCUAAGCGAACGGAGCGGAGCCCAUGAGGCCUACUGCAGCUUAAUUUAAAUUUGUUAUGCUGGGAUUGAAUAAUAGGUUGGGGGUGCGGGGGGAUGAAGUACCCUUGGUAUAUGUAGGAAAAUGACUUGUAUUUUGCAAGUCUUAUAGCCUUUUAUUAUUGUUAUCAAUUUCUCACUUCUUUUGUCUCACAUGCAGCUUUCUUCAUGAGGAAGGAUUUUGCUUCCUCAAUUGUGAAGAACUUUGGCCGAGUAGCAUUAAUUUAUGAGAGGGAAGCAGCUUUCUUCAAGAAGAAGGAUUUUGACAUUGCUUCAUGAAGCAAUGUGAGAAAAGUGAGAGAGAGUAGAAAGGCAGCAGCAGCUCGCGUUAAGGGAAAAAUAUGUGAGAGACAGCAGCAGCCCUUGUGUGAGAAACGCUGCAGCGUUUGUUAGAGGAAAAAAUAAGAGUGCAACAAGCUUUAAGAGAAUUUAGAGAAUAUUUCUCUUUUGUAUUUAAUUCUCUUUUGUGUGUUUGUGAGCUUGGGUGUAUUGGGGCUUUUAGGUUUGAGUGGUUUUAUUUGUACUACUCUUUGUACUCUCUCCUUUUGAUAGUGAAUUUCUCGUGGAUCGUUUCCGCUAGUGGAUGUAGGCUUGUUAAGCCGAACCACUUAAAUCUUGGUGUCUCAUGAGAUUGUGUUGUUAUGUUCUAUUCUAUAAUUUUUUGCUUCUUUGGUGAUCCCUAAAAUUAGGGAUCAAUGCAGCAGAUUACGGU
This is a messenger RNA of Alnus glutinosa, 4133 nucleotides long. RefSeq names its product putative disease resistance protein At3g14460. The coding region runs from base 1 to 2295 and encodes 764 amino acids. Lineage: Eukaryota; Viridiplantae; Streptophyta; Magnoliopsida; Fagales; Betulaceae. The record is from RefSeq and is a predicted model, not a curated record. The transcript has 7 exons.